UUCGGUCCGGUAAACAAGUAUUUUAUUGAAUGCGUUUCUACCCUGUACAUAUACUUUACAACCAAAAGUUUUAGUAUUUUGUUAGUGACAAGUUAUAGAAGUGUAAUUGGUAAUUAGUUGGACUUAAGUUUUAAUGCAUAGCAGCAUUCCCGCGUGCAAGUGCUUAUAGUGUGCGUGUGUAACAUGCUAGUAUGGCUUCAUCGCAGCUCCAGAUCCGCCCGCCAAUGGGUCUCCUGACAACGGUGGCCGAUUUGCCACCAAGCUACAAGGCGCGAUACAUUAGCGCUAACACCAAACUCACCCCCGAGUCACCGCUUGAUUUGACUGUGAAGCAAAGUUUUGGAGGAGCAAUCACGCCACCACUGACGCCAUCGCCGCUCAAGAAACGAUAUCGCGAGGAAAAUGACGAAAAUCACGACGGCAAUCGCGUCAAGCAGAUUAAGGUGGAAACUAGCGAGCAGGACAAACGGGAAACCACGCCAGUGAAACCGGUCAAAGCGGAGGUGGGCUUGAGAAAUUCGAAAAUUUCACCCCCGCUGGCUCCGAUAUUGAAAGAGAAACGUACCAAAGCAGCAAGGAAACUGAAAUUCGACGAAGAGACUACAUCGCCGGUAUCAGGCACAAUUAUAAUAUCGCUGGAAGAAGUCAUCAACAGUGACAUUCCCCGCGAAUCCGGUGAUAUAGAUCCUCAGUUUAAUUUGGUUGAAAUAUCGGACGAAGUUAGAGCUGAGCUAGCAACCAUUCCCAAUGUAAUUGGUGCCUAUAACUGUAAACUUUGUCGCCUUGAAUUUGAGGAUGCUUUCGGACUUGCCCAGCAUCGAUGUGCAUGCAUUGUCCUUCUUGAAUAUCGUUGUCCCGAGUGUAGCAAACGUUUCAACUGUCCUGCUAAUUUAGCGUCCCAUCGUCGAUGGCACAAACCGCGUGACCAGGUUGCUAAAAGAGGAGAUGUUGGCAAAUCGGCUCAAGAUAUCGAUUGUAAAUACCGAUGUGAGCAAUGCAACAAAACGUUCAAACGUCCUGCCUAUUUAAAGAAACAUCAGUUAACUCAUGAAAAAGCUAAAAACAAAUCGAAACAUAAUCAACCAAGUGCCGAAAGUGAACUUACAGCAACAAACAGUAACAUCUCUGGUGAACGUAGCAGUAGUAGCAGCGAAGAGUCGAACCAUUCUGCAGAUAGCCAUAAUACUGUCUAUGUCAAUCGGAUGUCCGAAGUACCACAAACCAUAUUUACCGUAGUAGCCAGUGAGCCUCCACUUCAGCAUGAUUUGAUGCACCAUAACUAUCACGUAAACUCCAGAGCUUCGCAAUAUUCCUCGACUACGGAAUACAGUGAAAUGGAUGAAGAUGAUGAUUACGAGGAACCCGCCUUGGUUAUCAACGAAGACUAUCAGGACGAAAUGGAGGAAAUUCGAUCAGCUUAUUGUGACCGUUUUACUGAAGAAGAAAACAUGGCUGCUGCUGCCUUGGCCCAUCUACGGAACGGACCAUCGGUGAUACGCCACACCACCGCACUGGUUGUCUAAGGAACCUAUACUCGUAAGUUGCUUCAUAGUACCUAAGCAUCAGUACUGUAAACUUGGUUAACGGCGUUCUACUUACUGGAUUGCUUUGCAUAGCUUUAGAUAUUUUCCCUGUAAAUUUUCAAUCACUAAAUCAGCAUCACACCAAAUGAGACUUGAGUCGGCUACUAAAAGAAGACUGUAUAUAGCUUUAUAGGGUAAGACUGGAGCAUAGCUCAUUUAUAUCAUUUAAGUGAAAGCUUUGACGGAGUGUUCCUUCAGUUACAGUUGGGUUUGGAUAAUUUUGCACCAUAACAAUUUAAAAAAAUGAAAAAAAAACUUCAAUGAAUUCAAUACUACAGGAAUUUGUCAAUUUUAGUACUCCAUUAGUUUCAAUUUCAGUGAACUAAAACACUAUCACCCAAAAUAUUGUGACAAUAUAGAAUAUUUCAAUUGCACUGCACUUUGAAUCCCUAGUCGCCUGUACGUCGGAACAACUUCCGUUCUCCGCACUUCUGUACAUUCGAUUUAAAAUUUUCGGAAAAUUUUAAAUUUCUCCUAACAUGAGUAUCCAUCUAGUCAUUCUGUUAGUUUUAAGAAGAGCAUUAAUUUAAAGAGCUAUUUAAUAAUAUAUGAACAUUAUUUAUCAGAUGCUAUCCCACUACCCGUGGAAAAUCUUUCAUUUGCACGAAACCAUAACGAGCUAAAUAUUUUUCACAACAAGCACAACGUGUACAGACAAUACUGUCAUGAAAGACAGACGAUUAGUGAGAUUACUACUUACGUUAGAGUUUUUUGUUCUACGAUCAGCUUUUUGGAUGUGACGAAAGCACUGUCGCAGGUUCGGGAUUUGCUUUUGCAAUCGAGUGGAAAAUUGUGCCAUAGUAUUACCAUUAAAUAAACGAACCGACGAAACAUAACAAUCUGUAGAAGUUUAGGUUUGUAAACAAGGGUUAAGUGUAGCUAUAUUGUCUAAGGUCUAGUCAUUAUUAUUUCAACAAAUCUAGUCAACCGUUUCAGUCAUUUUCUCGAUCAUGGGUAAACAGAUACUGUCUAUGAUCAAUUAUCAGUAGUAUUAAAUUACCAAAUUUAAAAUCUAGUCAUUGUAUUCAUCAUGCAACCAGUAAUGACUUCAUCAUGCUGCCAGUUAUUAUUAAUUAAAAUUAGGUUCCUUUCAUUGAUAAUUCGUAUGCUAGUCAUUUCAUUUCGAUUCUUGUCAAAGAUUCUACGUCAUUGACUUUAGCUUUCAUUAGAUCUCAAAGUCGGAAAUUUUUUUCCUACUAUUUCUAUAUUUAGGUUCCUCUAGUCAUCGAAAUCAAUCUGGUCCUUGAGUUCAUAAAAACUAGUCAACCAUUUUAUUAAUAAGUUUCAAAAAUAUCUGAGUAACACUGUAAAAAACUUCAUAUUGAUAAUCGCCCACUGCUACUAAUGAGUUCAUGAUAUGUUUAUUAUAUUAACGAUUGUAAUUAAUUUAAUUUAUCUCAUGUAUGAGUAGUACAUCGAAGUAGAACGCCGUUUGCCUCAUGUAAUAAAACGAACAAUCAUUAUCGCUUGACUAUUAAGUUAGAAAACGGAAUCAUUGGAACAAUAUAAAAUAACAUUACGUUUUAGAUAUAAUAAAAUGAAAUGUGAUACUAGAGUCGUAAGUUUAUUUUUACAAAUGUCGCAUCUUAACACA
This is a messenger RNA of Malaya genurostris, 3177 nucleotides long. RefSeq names its product serendipity locus protein H-1 (gene nerfin-1). The transcript has a single exon. Gene Ontology annotation, cellular component: nucleus; transcription repressor complex. The record is from RefSeq and is a predicted model, not a curated record. Lineage: Eukaryota; Metazoa; Arthropoda; Insecta; Diptera; Culicidae. Gene Ontology annotation, biological process: neuron differentiation; regulation of cell cycle process; negative regulation of transcription by RNA polymerase II. Gene Ontology annotation, molecular function: RNA polymerase II cis-regulatory region sequence-specific DNA binding; DNA-binding transcription repressor activity, RNA polymerase II-specific. Bases 192 to 1523 code for a protein of 443 amino acids.